AUGAUGUCCAUGAACAGCAAACAGCCGCACUUCGCAAUGCAUCCCUCUUUACCCGAGCACAAGUACACCACUUUGCAUUCCAGCUCGGAAGCUAUAAGGAGAGCCUGUCUACAAACUCCACAGCUACAGAAUAACAUAUUUGCGAGCCUGGAUGAGACCCUGCUGGCCCGGGCUGAGGCUUUGGCGGCCGUGGACAUCGCCGUGUCCCAGGGCAAGACGCACCCGUUCAAGCCCGACGCCACCUACCACACGAUGAGCACGGUGCCAUGCUCGUCGACAUCCACUGUGCCACUGGCCCACCACCACCAUCACCACCACCACCACCACCACCAGAACCUGGAGCCACAGGAUAUCAUGGACCACAUCACCUCGCCGUCCCUCGCCCUGAUGUCCGGUGCGCACGACGGGUCCGGUGGAGGAGGCGGCGGCGGCGGCGGAGGUGGCGGCGCAGGGCUCAUCUCCACCUCCUCUGCCCACCCGCACUCUCACAUGCACGGCUUAAGUCACCUCUCCCACCAGGCUAUGAGCAUGAACUCGCCUCUCACCCACCACGGGCUCUUACCGGGCCAUCACGGGGGGAGCCAAGUCGGCCCAGGACUCACUAACACCGGACUCUCCUCCAUCAAUGACUCAGACACAGACCCAAGGGAGCUGGAGGCUUUCGCGGAGCGCUUCAAGCAGCGGAGGAUCAAGCUGGGGGUGACCCAGGCGGACGUGGGAGGCGCUCUGGCUAAUCUCAAAAUCCCCGGCGUGGGAUCACUGAGCCAAAGUACAAUUUGUCGAUUCGAGUCGUUAACUCUCUCCCACAACAACAUGAUUGCGCUCAAACCUAUCCUCCAGGCCUGGCUAGAGGAGGCCGAGGGGGCCCAGAGGGAGAAAAUGAGCAAACCUGACAUUUUCAACGGAGGGGAAAAGAAACGCAAGAGGACCUCGAUAGCGGCCCCAGAAAAGAGGUCUUUGGAGGCUUACUUCGCCGUACAGCCUCGGCCGUCGUCCGAGAAAAUAGCAGCUAUAGCGGAAAAGUUGGACCUGAAAAAAAAUGUGGUGCGAGUGUGGUUUUGUAACCAAAGACAGAAGCAGAAGAGGUUGAAAUUUUCCGCUGCUCACUGAUGGGCAAAGAAAAGAAAAAGAAAAAAAAAAAGUUAUGGGACCGAAUUUGGGGAC
Perca flavescens (yellow perch) is the source of this 1164-nucleotide messenger RNA. RefSeq names its product POU class 4 homeobox 1 (gene pou4f1). Gene Ontology annotation, biological process: regulation of transcription by RNA polymerase II. Gene Ontology annotation, molecular function: RNA polymerase II cis-regulatory region sequence-specific DNA binding; DNA-binding transcription factor activity, RNA polymerase II-specific. The transcript has 2 exons. Bases 1 to 1110 code for a protein of 369 amino acids. The record is from RefSeq and is a predicted model, not a curated record. Lineage: Eukaryota; Metazoa; Chordata; Actinopteri; Perciformes; Percidae.